Molecule: messenger RNA, 1263 nt
Organism: Fusarium subglutinans
Lineage: Eukaryota; Fungi; Ascomycota; Sordariomycetes; Hypocreales; Nectriaceae
Product: hyaluronan synthase
Exons: 3
Coding region: 1-1263 (420 amino acids)
Source: RefSeq, a predicted model, not a curated record
AUGGCCAACUCCUCCUCCAAUCUUCACUGGGCUGCCCGCCAAAGUACUGCAGCUUAUCGCCAUCUUCUACAAGGUCGAGCUGCCUCCAAAGACGACAAGCUACCGUUCAUCAGCAUCGUCAUACCCGUCUUCAACGAGUCCGAGUUUGUUAAAAACUCAAUAAAGUCUAUCGAGCUCUCAGACUAUCCCAAAGAGAGGAUUGAGCUGAUUGUCAUUGAUGAUGGCUCUACUGACGACACAUGGGAACACGUCAACAAGGCUGCAGGCUCGGUCUCGACAUGCGGCAUAACACUUCGGCUCUUACAGCAUGCUGUCAACAUGGGCAAAAGGAAAGCCAUCCAGUCGGGAUUCGCUGCUGCACUUGGAAGCAUCAUCAUAUCCCUUGACUCAGAUAGCGUCGUGGAAAAAGGCGCACUUCGCAACAUCGUGAGUCCUUUGAUGAAGGAUCCUUCAAUCGGUGCUGUCGCUGGACACCUGGCUGUCUUGAACGUCUCGAGCAGCAGCAUCUUCUCAUUCAAGAGCCUUUUGCCGCGUCUCCUCGAUAUCGUCUUUGAUCACAUCGGUAACCUACCGCGCUCAGCACUUUCAGCUGAGGGGUUUGUCACGAUCCUUCCAGGUGCUUUCUCCGCAUUUCGUGCAGAUGCAGUCCAACCCCAUGUCGAUAGGCUAUGCACAAGCACCUUCCUUGGUUCACCUCUCAAGCACGGUGAAGAUAUGGAGCUCGCAUACCGUAUUCUCUGUGACGGUUGGAGAACGGUUUAUCAGAGUAACGCUGUCGUUCAUACCAUGGCCCCUGAAACACUCGAAAAGGCGCUGCUUAUGUUUUCUCGAUGGGAGCGUACUAACUAUACCUUUCUCUGCAUGGGAUAUCCGGCCUUGACAGUGCAAAAGACUUUGAAACUAUGGCUUGCGAUGCGGCCGACACGCGUUCAAUCUUCAGAGUUUGUGGAUAAGGAAAAACAGGAAGACGAACCCUUGAUCGCCAAAGACGGAACAGGGAGCAUAUAUCCUUUGAUCAACGUGGCUUGCAUCUGGCUAAAAGGACCACUGAUGCUCUUGGUCACCUACACGUUACUGAGAUGUGUGAUUCUUUACCCCAGACAUGCGCUUUGGAUAUUAUUGGAGAUCUCGAUCCUGACAGUUUGGAGGAGCUUCAUGCUUAUUCCAGACGCUCUUCGAGAAAAAGAUACAGAAUAUGUUUCUGAUGUUGGUGGGCUACAGAUCUAUCACACAAGUGGGAGACUGCUAGGAGUACCUGGCUAA